AUGGCUCGAUCUCGAUCUCGAGACUUCCCCCUGCCCCGGGAUAUGCUCCCGGACAUUUCUGUUCCUUACCAUGACUAUAUCGCGUGCAAGGAAAUGAGUUCCCGUUUGCUGGCUCACACAGUCCGUGCGUUCGAACACUUCGCCUACGACCGACUGGGUGAGGUGGACACCAGGUUCUGGAAGACACAGGCCCUUCGAGGCGAGUUAACCGUCUACAAGGAGCGUCACGCCGGUCGUGUCAGUGAGUCACUAGGCAACUCGCUCCACCGCUGUACUUCGACAUCGCCGCUCUUCUCCACGACACCAGCGGCCAUUACGCCGGCCACAAUGAUGCUGACGGGCGCUCACCACGGCUACGUGGAAAACGCGGUCAGUACGUUGGUGACCAAGUCGCAGGAGGAGCUAGCCCUUGUGAUCCGAUAUCUGCACGGAUCCUCCUCGGACUGCGGCAUCCUGCACGUCAUGGAGCCGCCAACAGAUGACGACCCGUUCCACUUCUUCGGCUUCAAAUAUUACGUCAGUCAGGCGGUCGGAGACCCGCGCAUCUGCAAGCGACGGCACUGCGUCUAUCUAGAAGACAGCGGCUUCACGCGCACCCGAACAGGCGAGAAGCUCGGGUAUCAUAUCAUGCACUCGGUGAAUUUGUCCCAGUUCCCUGAUCUUCGUAGUCGCAACUCGAUCCCGGCGUUGAUGUCGACACGAUUUCUGUACCGGCAGCGUGAACACCGCAUAGUGGAGGUGUUUAUGCUAGGCAAUAUCGACAUCAAAGGCCUCGUAGUCAAGCCAAUCUCGCUUCACUACGCAGUGGAAACCAUGUUCAACAUGACGAGGCUGCUGGACUGUUCGGAGACCAAGCGACUGACCCAAAUGGCACGGGAGUACCUCUGGCGUAGGAAGCAGGAGCGUCGAUGGGAAGACAGACUUGCGCACGCAGAUAACGACCCAAACAAGUGUAGUAUAUGCGAGCGCAUGGGAAAAGAAGGCAGCAUCGGAGCUCUGAGCGUCGUCGAGUGUCUGGUUUGCGGACGCGCUGCGUGCUCCAGGUGUCGGGCUUCGAAACAGGUUUUUGUGAGCAGUCAGGACGGACUGAUGGGACGGCUGAUCAUGGUGCCCGUGUGCACUGGUUGCAUUAUAGAGGCGAACACGAGCUUUUUCGACGUCCUGCGAUCUCAGCGACGUGGACCGCCGCGGUGGAAGCACUCGAGCGGUGAACGUAGCAAUGCGAAGUCCACCCGUUGA
This is a messenger RNA of Phytophthora infestans T30-4, 1239 nucleotides long. RefSeq lists its product as uncharacterized. The transcript has 2 exons. The coding region runs from base 1 to 1239 and encodes 412 amino acids. NCBI's taxonomy places the organism in Eukaryota, Oomycota, Peronosporomycetes, Peronosporales, Peronosporaceae. The record is from RefSeq and is a predicted model, not a curated record.